AUGCUUCCCCGGCGCCUCCUGAGCCCGCGUGCGAUGCUGGCGAUGCCUCGGCCCCGGCAGUCUCGCAGUCAGCAUCUCCCGCUCCUGUCGGCCUCUCCAUCCUCGGCCUCUGCGCUAUCGCUUGACCGGCGGUUUUCUGCUGCUGCUCCCGGCCUGCCCUCUACGGACACCAAGAUGGCUGCGCCCAAGAUCACUCUCUACGUCGACAUCGUCAGCCCCUUUGCCUACAUCGCCUACCAUGUGCUGAGGAACUCCCCUGUUUUUGCAAAAUGCACCACGACGUACGUCCCUGUCCUGCUCGGGGCCAUCAUCCAGGCUACGGGGAACACUCCUCCAAUCCGUAUCAAAAACAAGGAUAAAUGGAUCAACGUGGAGCGCCUGCGCUGGUCAAAGCUACUGGGAGUUCCCAUUACUGAGGCUAUGCCAGACGGAUUUCCUGUUUUUACUCUAGCUGUCCAGCGGGCUCUCUGCGUCGUUGCGGCCGAUCACCCUGAAAAAUUGGCGAGCUGCAUUGAUGCGCUAUACAAUACGCUAUGGGUCAAUAGAGACUCGUCUGUUAUCAAACCGGAAGGUUAUGUGCCGGUGCUGGAGACUGUGAUUGGUAAAGACGCUGCGAUCAAAGUAGCGGAGAAGUCAAAUACUGCCGAAAUAAAGCAGAAGCUGAUAUCGAACACGGACCGGUCCGUUGAAUCCGGUGCGUUCGGCUUGCCGUGGAUGGAAUGCACCAACUCCAAGGGUGAGACUGAGUCGUUCUUUGGCGUAGAUCACCUUGGACAAGUCGUUGCUUUCCUGGGCCUGGACGGCACGCUUGGAAAGGGCUUUAAAGCAUUACUCUAG
Molecule: messenger RNA, 837 nt
Organism: Trichophyton rubrum CBS 118892
Lineage: Eukaryota; Fungi; Ascomycota; Eurotiomycetes; Onygenales; Arthrodermataceae
Exons: 6
Coding region: 1-837 (278 amino acids)
Biological process (GO): glutathione metabolic process
Cellular component (GO): peroxisome; mitochondrion
Molecular function (GO): glutathione peroxidase activity; glutathione transferase activity
Source: RefSeq, a predicted model, not a curated record